AGCCAAGUAGUCAUGCCAAAUAACCUAAAAUAUCGAGGUAAAAAUUUAUCUGUCAAAUUUGUUUUCUUAGUAACUAGUCAUAAGUUCACUAGUCACUACCAUUUGAAAAAUUAGCUUCUACUGAUCACUAAUUUGAAUAAAAAAAGUUCUUGGGACGCGGAGAAGGAGAGAAUACCAGUUGAGUUUAUUCAUUUAUGCAUAAAUGAAUCAAAGAUUCCUUCCUUCUGUAAUCUUAAGCACAUUCAUUAAACCGAUUUGUUUAGUCAUAAACUAUGUUUAAGCAAUGAAUGCAAGAAAACUAGUGUUUCAAACUCAUUGUACUCAAAUUCCUCAAACUAUCCGAAACUCUCUUCUUUGUGCUGGAACCAAUCCACCCUCUUCAAACCCGCCAUUUUUACCAAAGCCUCCUUCUGUCUUGGCCACUGGCCUUCUCAAAUCGUAUUUUGAAAGGGGUCUAAUUCGAGAAGCACGUACACUGUUCGAUGAAAUGCCUGAAAGAGACGUUGUUGCUUGGACGACUAUGAUAUCUGGGUACACUUCAUGUAAUCACCAUGCACGUGCUUGGCUGGUUUUCUGUGAGAUGAUGAGGUAUACGGAUGUGCGCCCCAAUGAGUUCACCUUUUCUAGCACGUUGAAGGCUUGUAAAGGGAUCAAUUCGUCCUCUCGUGGAGCUUUGAUUCAUGGUUUGGUUCUUAAGCAAGGCAUGAGUGUAAGUAUUUAUGUUGCGAAUGCGCUCUUGGAUGUCUAUGCUACGUGUUGUGUUAAUAUGGAUGAAGCAUCUGCGGUUUUUCAUGAAAUUAGAGUGAAAAAUGAUGUGUCUUGGACUACCUUAAUCGCGGGAUAUACUCAUCGUGGUGACGGCUAUAUGGGGCUUAAAGUUUUUAGAAGAAUGUUACUGGAAGAGGGUGUAUCAAACCCAUUUAGCUUUUCAAUAGCGGUUAGAGCUUGUGCCUCCGUCCAUUCAUGUACAUACGGGAAGCAACUUCAUGCUGCAAUCAUCAAGCAUGGCUUGGACUUUAAUCUACCUGUAAUGAAUUCUAUUUUAGAUAUGUAUUGUAGGUGUAGUAGCUUAAAUGAUGCAAAGCAAUGCUUCCGUGAAAUGACUCAAAGGGAUUCAAUCACGUGGAACACUUUGAUUGCUGGGUACGAGAAGUCUGAUCCAUACGAGUCUAUCAGCAUAUACUCGAGUAUGGAGUCUGAAGGUCUUAGCCCCAACUGCUUCACAUUUUCCAGCGUUGUAGCAGCUGUGGCCAAUUUGGCAGUUUUGAGUUGUGGAGAGCAGAUUCUUGGAAGAAUCAUAAAGAGAGGCCUUGGCGGGAACUUGGAGUUGGACAAUGCCUUAAUAGAUAUGUAUGCAAAGUCUGGAAAUAUUGCAAGUGCACGUAGAAUUUUUGAUAAAAUGCCCAAGAAAAAUCUGGUUUCGUGGACCUCAAUGAUGAUUGGUUAUGGAAGCCAUGGUUAUGGAAAUGAAGCUGUUGACUUCUUUGAAGAGAUGGUUAAAUUUAGAGUCAGGCCAGAUAGGAUAGCUUUUGUGGCAGUUUUAAAUGCAUGUAGCCACGCUGGGCUUGUAGAUAAAGGUUUAAGGUAUUUUAUCUCAAUGGUUGGUGAUUACGACAUAGCUCCAGAUCAGGAGAUUUUUGGGUGUUUAGUAGAUUUGCUAGGACGUGCUGGAAGAGUUGAGGAGGCUUUUAAGUUGAUAGAGAGUAUGCCAUUUGAUCCUGAUGAAUCUGUUUGGGGAGCAUUCCUAGGAGCAUGUAAAGCCCACAAUCUUCCAGAUUUGGGCAAACUGGCCAUGAGAAAGGUGUUGGCUUUGAAGCCGAAAAUUGCAGGAACCUAUGUGAUUUUGUCAAAUAUCUAUGCAGCUGACGGUAAAUGGGGUGACUCUGCGAAAAUGAGGAAGUUGAUGAGAAGGGUGGCUACUAAGAAAGAGGCUGGGAGAAGUUCAGUAGAGAUAAAGAAUCAGAACUAUAGUUUUGUUGCUGGAGAUAAGAUGGGUUCACAUAUGGAUUGCGUUUAUGAAGUUGUAAAUAUCCUGGUCGAACAUAUGAGUGACGUACCAUAUAUUCCUGAUUUUGACUUCUUUAUACAUGAUUCUGAAGAUGGAACUUGAAAAGUAACAGCACUGAGGUUUAACGGGACUUCGUUGUUGUAUUUGUUAAUGUAUUUAUUCUUUGGGGGGGCAGCGGAAUUCAGUUAGAAGCAAAGUAAGAUAGAUUCGUUUUUUCCACAAGGCAUAUCACAUUCUAUGCAAGAAGAGAUUUUAUUAAACACGAUCUUGAUUAUACCCAACUUGGAGUCUAGUGGAUUUUCAGUCUUCUAAAAUGCUCUUGGAACAAGCGAGGGGACAUUGUUAUCAUGGGAAGAACCCUGUGAUCUUCUUGAAAUUCAUUUAUGUGCUCUUUACUUUGUCUGGAAGGAAAAAUAACUCAGUACUAAACAUGACUAGAGUGGAUAUGAUACAAGACAUUUUCGUGGGAAAGUAAGCUCGAUUGCUCAAGUAAAUCCAGUAGAUCUUCUGACUUAUAAAAGGUUCUUGGAAGAUCCAGCGAUGAGUACAUUGUUAUUAUGGGAAGAACAAUAUGAUCCUUAGAGACUUGUCUUCGCGCUCUUUGAGAUUUCUGGAAGGAAAAAUUGCACAAGUGGUUGCUAAGUCUCAGAUUCGUUUACUAAAUGACCAUUGUUUAGGAGGUGAAACACAUUCUACUUACAUGUCAAACUGGUUAAGAUUGGUUAAAUAUAGGGGUGGCAAAAUGGUUAAAGGAAAAGUUAACCACCCAUAUUAUCCACUAAAAAAUGGGUUGGAUAAUGAACUUUUUAAAAAUGGGUCAAAUAUGGAUAAGAAUCAUAUUAUCCAUUUAGAAAAUGGAUAACCAAUGAGAUACCAAUGGAUAACCAGUUGGUCUAUCUUUUACAUUUGUAAAGCUUCAAUUUGGGGGUUCCUCAAGUUAGGGAGAUUAAGAAUUCUCCCAAAAGUGAUC
Molecule: messenger RNA, 2978 nt
Organism: Nicotiana tabacum (common tobacco)
Lineage: Eukaryota; Viridiplantae; Streptophyta; Magnoliopsida; Solanales; Solanaceae
Product: putative pentatricopeptide repeat-containing protein At1g56570
Biological process (GO): RNA modification
Molecular function (GO): RNA binding; protein binding
Source: RefSeq, a predicted model, not a curated record